This is a messenger RNA of Limulus polyphemus (Atlantic horseshoe crab), 3911 nucleotides long. RefSeq names its product forkhead box protein L1-like. Gene Ontology annotation, molecular function: transcription cis-regulatory region binding; DNA-binding transcription factor activity, RNA polymerase II-specific. The coding region runs from base 227 to 1684 and encodes 485 amino acids. Gene Ontology annotation, biological process: regulation of transcription by RNA polymerase II. The transcript has 6 exons. The record is from RefSeq and is a predicted model, not a curated record. NCBI's taxonomy places the organism in Eukaryota, Metazoa, Arthropoda, Merostomata, Xiphosura, Limulidae.
ACGGUAUUUUACUACUUUACGAAAUCAUAUUCAAGGUAGUACCACGAAUCAAGGAUUUAUAAUAUCGUAACGGAUGGUACUGUAAAUGGUCAAAAGCUAAAUAUAUUUCCGUCUCUAUCACAUUUAACCCAGGUGAGUGAAGUUUCUUGAUAGUAAGAUAGUAGUGUUGUAUAGAGUGUUGUUCUGCUAGUGGAUUCAUUACUACCUACUACCUUUUACUUUGUGAAUGGCAUACCAUCCUUACGUUGGCGAUAUAUUCUUGACUUCAAAUUUUGGUAACCUCCUAGAUAUCGACUCGGCUAUGGACCUGUAUGGAGAUAACUUUAAGCUGCAGGAUAUGCUGGACUCUGAUAUCCGAUCUCACCUGGACAUACUUCUCACCAGUACAGGGGAUGUCACUGGAGACCAGAGUGACCACCAACCUACUUUGACAGAUCUCGCCCCAGCAGCGCCACUUGAAUCUCUGGAAUCGUUGGACAUGGAGAAUGAGCUUGGAGGGAUGGCAGGAUCCACGUGGUUAAGUCAUGGGUCUCAGCUUUUUAACUUGGGGCCAGACUUUGACAUCCCCGGAGGACUUUUGGUUAACCCUCAAACAGGAGUGCCCAUCGCCAUGCCCCAGCCUCCUACAGCCGUCCCAGCGAGCACGAGAGAAAAUCAGCCCGUAACUACUGUGCAGACGACCCAAAACAGCGAUUCAAGGACGCAACUGAUAAUGACCACCCCUUUCUCCAGUCCCCAGCAUAUAAACCAUUUGGAUUUACAGCUAGCUCAGAGUCACAACUUUCUGGAACAACCCACUCCUCGGCCAGAGGUUGUCAGCAGUCCAAAGUGCAAGCAAAAGUCCAGCAUCGGCAAGAACGGCAAAUCCACCGUGCAACAAAACAACGGGGAAAAGUGUUUCCCGAAACCGGCCUUUUCCUACAGCUGUCUCAUAGCCAUGGCCCUGAAAAACAGCAAAACUGGAAACCUCCCUGUGAACGAAAUCUAUAAUUUUAUGAUAGAAAACUUCCCCUAUUUCAAAACAGCGCCACAUGGAUGGAAAAACUCUGUCAGACACAAUCUGUCCCUUAACAAGUGCUUUGAAAAAAUUGAAAAACCAGUUAGUAACGACAAGAACCAAAGGAAAGGAUGUUUGUGGGCGAUGAAUCCAGCUAAAAUCAACAAGAUGGACGAGGAAGUUCAGAAGUGGACUAGAAAAGACCCUGUAGCAAUUCGCAGGAGUAUGGCUAAUCCUGAGAGGCUAGAGCUUCUUGAGAAAGGGCAAAUGAAAGACCUGUAUCCAGGAGAGAUUCCAGAUGAAGCCACUCUUACUUCUAGCCCUCCUGAUCAAUCAGCAGAAAUCACUAAUAGUUCUGAGGUUUCUACAGCAACAAAGACAGCAGAUUUACCUCCACUGGAGAGUCUUGACCCAUCUCUGUCAGAGCUUGACCUGCAGAAGGGUAUCUGGGAGAACCUUGGUGAUGACCGACUACAGCUAUUGGUAGAUUCUCGGAAUGUUUCUCCCCUGGCCCUUCACCCCUCUAACCAGACUGUAGGACUAGGUGUUGAGGGAACCACAUUACCAGCCUUUACCUGUGCUAGUCAUGUCUUUACUCAGACUGGUGGAUCAGUAUCCUAUAGUUUACACUGCCCUUAUCCUAACCCUAUUGGGGACAAUCAAGGUACGACAACCAAUGGUAGGUGAGACAAGGAAAGCAUUCCAACACGACACGUGGUCAUUCAAAAAAAAAAAAGCAGUGCCUUAAGACCUAGGCCAGCUGAAUGGGCAGUAGACUCUGCUUGUUGGUCAACUAUUAAGUACACCAGCUAAGUUAUUAUCUCCAAAAGAGACAGAAUGAUGAUCACCAACUGUAGUAGGCAGAAAACAUUAUUUAUUCAAAUUAAACUGUUUCUUUACACAUUAUCAAAUUUUUUAAACAAUUAAAAAAAAACCAUUAUCAUUAUCGCCUUUCUGACAGCAGAAAAGUUUUAAUAUCAAUUUAUAGCCCACCCAGCAAGUUGAACUGUCCAAUAAAAUACAUUCCUGGUGUGGCUUUAAGUACCCAGCCUCAUGCACCUAGUCAAGGAUCUCUGGGUCAAAAGACCAAAAUCUUGUGGUUAUAUUGACCACAACUCCCUUGAACUAGUCCUUCCUCCUUUUUUCACCUCUGAAUCGAGUGUGUUUCAUUUGUUUGUGUAUGUGUUUGUGUCCUAGUUCAUUUUUUAGCAGGAGAUAAGUAAAUAAUGAUGAAGCACGUGUAUGAAGAAAACGAGACCCCAAGGAAGGAUGCAGGAUUACAGUCUCCAUGAACAAGAACUAUGUUAUGUAGUUGUUCGAAAACAAACGUCCUAGAUACAGAUAUCUUUUAUAGUCACAGAAAUCGACUUUGUUGUUUCCUGGUAAACUUUACGUUAGUGUCUCCAGUAGUGUUUCUCAACUACCUACAUUCAUCAGUGACAAGGCACCAUUUUCUAGCUCUGUAUUUUAGAUGUGAAAUUGGUCACAACAUGCAUUUCUGUAAUCUGUAUAAAUGUUUGCUAAUAUUAUCCUAAAGAAACUGACUAAAUGCCAGUUGUAGUUUUAUUCUAUCUUGAAACAACUAAGGAUAAUUGUUACGUAUUAUAUCGUGAAAUAGCUGAUGAUUAUAGUUACAUAUUCAAUCUUGAAACAGCUGAGGAUUAUAGUUACAUAUUCAAUCUUGAAACAGCUGAGGAGUAUAGUUACAUAUUCAAUCUUGAAACAGCUGAGGAUUAUAGUUACAUAUUCAAUCUUGAAACAACUGAAAUUGCUUUUAUUCAACCAGUUUAAAGUUCAGAGACGAAUUGUUUGACUUAAGAGAUUACACAGUAAAUAAAAAGAAACUGUGUUUCAUAUAUAAUUAUUCUUAUAAACUUAAGUUUUCUUUUAUCUUUUUGUUUAAUUUUUUGGCAGCAAUACAACUGUGUUUUCCAUAUAUUUUGCUGUAGCUCCAUCUCUUGUUUACAUAGAUUUUUAUUAUUGGCACCAUGUGUUUAUUAAUUAUUAACAUGCAUUAUUUAGUUCUUUAAAUUUAUGUACAGAUUUUGAAAUGUCUGGAUUUAUGAACAAUCGGUUUGUUUAUAUCAAUCAUGUUGAAAAUACAUGGUUUCUUAUUGAGUUUAAUUAUGAAAUGUAAAGAAGGUUGAAAUAACCACCAACUGCACAGUUGCGAACUCUUAACUCUUUUUCUUAUGUUAUAACAUUUCUGUUUGAAAAAAAGUUGAAACAAGCCUCAAAGUAGUCCAAGAAAUGUAAAUGAAAUCAACUUGAUUUACGUAUGUCAGUAGGCUAGCGUUACUUGAACUUCGUAUCUGAAUCAUUCCAUUAGCCUCGUGUAUUCAGUUUAUCCCAAAGUCAUCACUGUGAUGUUACUACUUCACAGCAAGAUGUAAGUGUCCCCAUAUAAGGUGAAUUGUGGGAAUCUUUUGAAAGAAUAAAAAUCAUAGUUAUUGGCUUAUUUAACUCUAAGUGAAUAUUUUAAAAAUUGGAUUGUUUUGAUAAAGAACUGUAAGUCGAUAAAAAAAAUGCUUGUAGCACUGCUUUCUUCCGAGUAUUUUCGUUCUUUACACCAAAACAGUGUUUAUAGGAUACUCUGUUAGAAGAAUUGUAAUAUUUGUAAAUAGUUUGUUUGAAGUAAUUUAGUUUUAUCUAGAUUAGGCAUAGCUACUGAUGCAUGACAGUCUUCAUUAUAGAGGAACUGAAGCAAUAGAGUUAUGCAUUUUUUUUACUUGAGUGUGUUUCAGUUUUUAUACUUGAUCACGUUUCAUGUUUUGAGACUUUACCAAUUUCACACUCAGACUUCAAUAUUUUUCUAUCAGCAAGUUUCUGUAUCAACAACAGCUCUCUAUCUGAGUAGAGCAAGCCUUUUAAUGUAUAGAUGCCAUGUGAAUAAAGGGUAGUUUGAUUAAAUCUA